AUCAGAGAUUCCAAGCAAAAGCACAACUUGGUGAAGAUGAGCUGGGCAAGUGGAAUAUUUUUGAUUGUGGUCGUUGCAUUGGUGCAAGCAAAACCACAGUAUGAGGUGCAAGUGCAAUCACCUGUCUCAUUUUCAUACACUCCUGGAAAUCAAAACCAACUAUUUGAUGGCACUUGCUGUUCACCUAAUGAAACGAACAGCUGCUCGUCUAAUGAAACCAACUACUGCUUUACUGCAUGCAAUGAAACUCAAAUCAUCCUCUGCUUCAGAGAGGCUCAGCAUUCAACAAAUGACUCAGACUCUACCAACUGUCCUCUAGGAAUGGCAACAUUCCUUUUUGAUACAGUGGCUAAUAUCACAUACAGUUCUACAGCAAACCUAACCACUACCACCACGUAUACAGGGAGUUUCCAACUUUUCUACAAAGUGGUAGCUUUGCAGCCAGUAAAAGAGAUCGACCAUGGAGCCGUAAUCACUCUCAACUAUACAGUACAAGAUACUUUUAUGCGUCCAAUAGUAAACAGUGGAGAACAAACAUUUCUAUUGAUUCGGGGCAUAAGAGUGGUGUGCAGAGAAGGCUACUUUGGUCCUGACUGUGGUUGUAGCACACGAAACGACUCCACUGGACACUUUACCUGUGAUACUAAUAGUACCAAGGUGUGUUUCCCUGGUUACCAGAACCCUGAGACAAACUGUGUAGAAGAGGAACGAAGUACACAAGAGCCUGCAAUAACCAUGAGCAGCAGUUUGGCUACUACCACUAUAUCAUCUAGAUCUGCUAUUGCGGAUAUUAUACCCAUUAUAGGCGGAGGUGUUGCCGGGGGGUUGUUGGUGUUGCUAUUGAUGCUGACUGUUAACGUUGUGUUGGUGGUUGCUGCUAUCAAAUUCAAGUUUACUGCGCAACAUUCAAGAGCUCAAGUUGAUGAGCACAUUACCAUGGGAGCCAAUCCAGUUUAUGAUAUGAAAUAAAGACUGAGAUGAAAGCGACACUUAUUAUGAACUCUAUCCUAACUCAUUGUCAUUACGGUACAUAGUGACAAUACAAAAUGAAGGCCUCUAUAUUAUUAUACACAUCAUGGUUUCAUACAUGCAGUAUAGAUAAUACGAAAAUUACU
Molecule: messenger RNA, 1115 nt
Organism: Halichondria panicea
Lineage: Eukaryota; Metazoa; Porifera; Demospongiae; Suberitida; Halichondriidae
Product: delta-like protein 1
Exons: 4
Coding region: 37-969 (310 amino acids)
Biological process (GO): cell communication
Cellular component (GO): membrane
Source: RefSeq, a predicted model, not a curated record